Molecule: messenger RNA, 2970 nt
Organism: Brenthis ino (lesser marbled fritillary)
Lineage: Eukaryota; Metazoa; Arthropoda; Insecta; Lepidoptera; Nymphalidae
Source: the annotation of a GenBank genome assembly
AUGGCUUGGCAGUCGGAUACACGCACUGAUGAAAAUAGCUUCCUCCUUCGGUUGAAGAUAGUGGGGGCUUAUUCAUUAGCUAAGAAGGACAUCUUUGGUGCUAGCGACCCAUAUGUUCGCGUCGAGCUACAGAAAGUGGACGGUGACGUCACAGUUGAAACGUUUCUUACAAAAACAAAGAAAAAGACAUUAAAUCCAGUAUGGAAUCAGGAGUUUGUAUUCAGAGUAAAGCCUCAAGAGCAGAAGCUGCUCAUCCAGGUGUUCGACGAGAACCGUUUAACCAGGGACGACUUCCUGGGCAUGGUAGAGAUACCCCUAAACAAUACACCCUUCGAGAGUGCAGCAACUCCCCGACCCCCCCUCAACAAGUAUCCCCUGCGCCCGCGCAGGUCUGUUGCUCGGUCACGUGUCCGGGGAUAUAUCGAGGUGUACCACGCGUUAGUGGGCAGAGUGGGCGACCCCGGCACUGAGGAGGCCCCCAACCAUCCCCCCGAUGACUGGGAGCUGGUGGAACCGGCCCCACAAGUGGGUAACGUUCAACCGACGACAUCUAGUGAGGGCGAAGAAUCAUUGCGCAGCGGUAGUGUGGACGGACAAUCAUCUGCAAUGACUAGUGUGGAUGAGGAAUCAACUAUUGGUGGUGAUCCGUUGCCGGCGGGGUGGGAAGAGCGGCAAGAUGCUAAUGGGAGGACGUAUUACGUGAACCACAUAGAAAGGUCCACGCAAUGGGAGAGACCGACUUUCACUCGUAAUAUGAGUAUAGAGUCUCAAGCGGAGCGUAUGGAAACGGCGGCGACGGAGUUCCAACGACGUUUCCAUAUCUCCGCCGACGACGAACACGCGAGUCCUUCCACACAGCACCAGGAGGAUGCGAGUGAAAGGCGAGCUGAAAAUUCAACUGAAAACACGCCUUACUCCACGCCAAUCCUCUCACCGGAGCUCAGGGAGCAAGCUCAUACAGAAACAACAAACAUAACAAAUACAAGCAACGACUGUGAUACUAAUGUAAGAGAUAAUCAAAAUGAAGCAGACGAAGUCGUGAGCGGCAACGAAACCGCCGCCGACGCGACAGAAGUAGACAAUAAUGAAAUUGUAACUGCUGAAAAUGCUCAAGAUACUAAUAACCAAUCUAGUCAAGAGACUGUUGAAUCUGAUGUUGCAGACAAUGAUUUGCAAUCAGGCAUGGAUGCUAUAGCCAUCAACGACAAUAAUGACACUGAGUCUUCUAAUGGUAUCAUAGACGACGAUACGCGGACGGAAAUAGAGGAAAUUACGUUCGGCAGAGUACGGACGUUGACGGAAGAGACCGGUGAUGGAUCUGGUGAAUCGUUGACGUUUGAUGAGAAUCAUUUUAGUACUCCAACUGGAGGUGUCACUCCCGAAAGAAGGGCAUCGACUUCGCGAAGACGAAGGACCACAACAAGCUCUAUGGAGGAUUCGGAGGACGAAACAGACGGGUCCACUGAAAGUACGAGAAGCAGCAGUUCAAGCAGUAGCCAGAGUCAAAAUUUACCUAAUAGUGAUGGUUUACCUCCUGGCUGGAGUAUGCAGCGUGCUCCCAACGGAAGGAUAUUCUUCAUCGACCACAACCAAAAGACUACGACGUGGAUCGAUCCUAGGACAGGGUGUGCCUCAAGUUUGCCCAGCGCGGCCGCUCCCAACGCGGGCGCCGAGGCCGACGAGCUGGGCCCGCUGCCCGAGGGCUGGGAGGAGAGAGUGCACACAGAUGGACGGAUCUUCUUUAUAGAUCAUAACACGCGCACGACGCAGUGGGAGGACCCGCGGCUGUCCAACCCGCAGAUCGCGGGCCCCGCCGUGCCCUACUCGCGCGACUACAAGCGCAAGUACGAGUACCUCAAGAGCCAGUUGCGUAAACCGUGCAACGUGCCCAAUAAGUUUGAGAUCAAAGUGCGGAGGAACUCCAUCCUCGAGGACUCGUACCGCAUCAUCAGCUCGGUGAGCCGCCUCGACCUGCUCAAGACCAAGCUGUGGGUGGAGUUCGAGUCCGAAGUGGGGCUGGACUACGGCGGCCUUGCCCGCGAGUGGUUCUUCCUGCUGUCGAAGGAGAUGUUCAACCCGUACUACGGACUGUUCGAGUACUCCGCCAUGGACAACUACACGCUGCAGAUAAACCCCAACAGCGGCGUCUGCAACGAGGAGCACCUCAACUAUUUCAAGUUCAUCGGCCGCGUCGCCGGCAUGGCCGUGUAUCAUGGGAAAUUGCUCGAUGCAUUCUUCAUCCGUCCAUUCUACAAGAUGAUGCUGGGCAAGCCCAUCGAGCUGCAGGACAUGGAGUCCGUGGACCUGGAGUACUACAACUCGCUCAUGUGGAUCAAGGAAAACGAUCCCUCCGAGCUGUACCUAACGUUCUCCGUGGACGAGGAGCAGUUCGGGAAGACCAUCCAGCGCGACCUGAAGCCGGGCGGCGCCAAUAUCGCCAUCGACAACGAAAACAAAGAUGAAUAUAUUAAACUAGUGAUCCAGUGGCGAUUCGUGAGCCGCGUGCAGGAGCAGAUGUUCGCGUUCCUGGAGGGUCUGGGCGCGCUGGUGCCGCUGCCGCUGCUGAAGAUCUUCGACGAGCACGAGCUGGAGCUGCUGCUGUGCGGCAUCCAACACGUAGACGUGCGCGACUGGCGCGCCAACACGCUCUACAAGGGCGACUAUCACGCCAACCAUCUCGUCGUGCAAUGGUUUUGGCGGGUGGUGCUAUCGUUCUCGAACGAGAUGCGGUCGCGGCUGCUGCAGUUCGCGACGGGCACCUCGCGCGUGCCCAUGAACGGGUUCAAGGAGCUGUACGGUUCCAACGGCCCGCAGCUGUUCACCAUCGAGAAGUGGGGCUCCCCCGACAACUACCCGCGCGCGCACACAUGUUUCAACCGCAUAGACUUACCGCCAUACGAGAGCUACCAGCAACUGCGCGAGAAGCUCGUGAAGGCCAUAGAAGGGUCACAGGGCUUCGCUGGCGUCGAC